GUGCGUGGACCAGACACCUCGCUCCUGCCCUUCACCCGCAUAGCUCAGCGGGACAUCUGGCUCCACCAAUUCCCCCCCUCCUCCUGCUCCCUCCCACCCACCGCUCCCUCCUUCGCUCCCCCUCCUCGCCCCCCUCGCUUCCUGCUCCUGCCCUGGCCUCAACCCAACGCGCAAGGAGAGGAAACUGCAGCAGCAGCAGCGGCAGCUGCAGCAGCAGGGGGGGCGGAGAGCAGUGGAGCAGGGGGAGCAGGAGGGCGAGUGGAAGAGGAGGAGGUGGCAUCCGGGGUGGUGGCAGUGGCAGCAGCGCUGGCAGUGGGGCUGGCCACGGGGCGAAUAGUUGUGCCUGUGGACCAGGGCAGAGCGCUGUUAGGGGGUCAGGGGGAACAGGGGAGUGGAACAGUUGCUACCCAACUCUGUGAAGGUGCAGGGCAGGCGUCAUUCCACUGCCUCUUCUUCCCACUCACGUCCGCUGCGUGUCAAUCGUCAGCCCUCCAUCUCGCCGCCUCCGCCAAUCCCAACCGUCCAUCGGCCCCAGCCACCCUGGAGAAGCAGCUACUGUCAGACGACCCCGUCGUGUGGUUACCACCUGAAUUCGUAACCGCUGCAGCCGGAGACUCCGCUGGGAACGCAGCACAAGCCGGGGGGGAGAGCGCAUCACGAGAAGGGGGAGCGGGAGGAGUGGGAGGGGCGCGGAACGGAGUUUGGAUGUGGGGGUACCUGCCGCGGCUUGUUGGUACGAGCAGAGGCAAGCUGGUGCUCGCACACCUCGCUCAGCGCAUAGCCAAGGCUAAGUCAGCCCCUUCCUUCCCUCCUUCCUUCCCUCCUUCCUUCCCUCCUUCCUUCCCUCCUUCCUUCCCUCCUUCCUUCCCUCCUUCCCUCCCUCCUUCCUUCCCUCCUUCCUUCCCUCCUUCCUUCCCUCCUUCCCUCCCUCCUUCCCUCCCUCCUUCCCUCCCUCCUUCCUUCCCUCCUUCCUUCCCUCCUUCCUUCCCUCCUUCCUUCCCUCCUUCCUUCCCUCCUUCCUUCCCUCCUUCCUUCCCUCCUUCCUUCCCUCCUUCCUUCCCUCCUUCCUUCCCUCCUUCCUUCCCUCCUUCCUUCCCUCCUUCCUUCCCUCCUUCCUUCCCUCCUUCCUUCCCUCCUUCCUUCCCUCCUUCCUUCCCUCCUUCCUUCCCUCCUUCCUUCCCUCCUUCCUUCCCUCCUUCCUUCCCUCCUUCCUUCCCUCCUUCCUUCCCUCCUUCCUUCCCUCCUUCCUUCCCUCCUUCCUUCCCUCCUUCCUUCCCUCCUUCCUUCCCUCCUUCCUUCCCUCCUUCCUUCCCUCCUUCCUUCCCUCCUUCCUUCCCUCCUUCCUUCCCUCCUUCCUUCCCUCCUUCCUUCCCUCCUUCCUUCCUCCUUCCUUCCCUCCUUCCUUCCCUCCUUCCUUCCCUCCUUCCUUCCCUCCUUCCUUCCCUCCUUCCUUCCCUCCUUCCUUCCCUCCUUCCUUCCCUCCUUCCUUCCCUCCUUCCUUCCCUCCUUCCUUCCCUCCUUCCUUCCCUCCUUCCUUCCCUCCUUCCUUCCCUCCUUCCUUCCUUCCUCCUCCGCUCCUCCACUUCUUGCCGCUGCCUCCCUGUUCACAUCGUUACUCCCAUUCAAUCUCUCUACCCGUUUCCGUGCUUCUGCAAUACCACUUCUCUCCCUCCUCCACUUUUCCCCGCCCUGCCCCCACCAUGCCUCCAACUGGGACCUCCUGUCCUUUCCCUUCUCCCUCUUCUUCCCCAUGCCCUGCCACCAUCAGGGGCACCGGUGGUUGUUGGCGCAGCUGCAGCGCUUCCUACUACGGUGGCCCUCCCUGCACAGCACACAUGCCAUCUCGCCAACACCGUGCGCCACCACGCCCUGGGGGACCACCACCGGUGGUUGUUGGCGCAGCUGCUGCGCUUCGUGCUGCGGUGGCCCUCUCUACACACAUGCCAUCUCGCCAACACCGCGCGCCACCACGCCCUGGGGAACCACGUGUCGCUGCAGCUCGCCUCCUCCUACUCCGCCCUCCUCUCCCUCCCCGAAACCAAUUCUCCUGAAUUUGCCGCGGAUGCUGCUGCUGCUGCCGCUGCUGCUGCUGGUGCUGCUGAAAACGGUGCUUAUUCCGGUCCUAAUGGUGCUGCGACACUUGGUGGGGCAUCCAGCGUUGACGAUUCAGCAGCUACUGGCAUCAGCAGCAGCGGCAGCGGAGGAGCAGCAGUGGCGGGUGAAGCAGCGGGUAUGCGCAAGGCUGGGGGGGGAGCAGACGAGGGAUGGGGCAGGGGCGAGGAUGAGUGGAGCGAGGAGUACGAGUCACCGUGGCUUUCUGCGAAAGAGAGCACUGCGGCCCAUGCAGCAGCAGCCCGCGCCCUGAGCGAGCAGCCUCUACUGGAAGGGCUACCAUUCAAGGAGCUCUAUGCCAUGCACUCCUUCUCCCUCUUCCCCGCCUCCUCCCUCCACUCCUCCCUCUGGGCGUGGGACGACGCGGGCGGACCAGAGCCGUACCUGCCCCGCCCCAUCGCCAGCGUGCACGUAGGGAGGGCUUCAGAAGGAGGGACGGGUGAAGAGGGUUCAGGAGGGCAAGGUGUGGCGGUGGGUGGUGGGGAGGAGGGUGCGGCGGCAGGGUGGCUGGUGCAGGUGCAGCAGCAGCGGCUGAGAGUGCCGAAUCUGAAGACUCUGUGGAUGUCCAUACCAGGGGAAUGCCAGUCCGCCAGUCCGCCAGCCCACCAGCCCACCAGCCCCUCCUACAAGGGAUCCCCCUCUGGGGACGGCACUCCACAUUCGAAAGCGUUACCAUCCGCCGUUUUCAUUCCACCCUCUUGUUGGUUAACUGGGAGGUGCGAUGUGCAUGUGGAUGGCGGUGGUGGGGUAGCAGCAGGGCAGCAGCAGCAGGUUGUGGGGCAAGCGGACAUGGAUGUGUGCUUAGUAUUCUCGUUAUCUCCCCACUCUCCUCUCAUUCACCUCCCCACCAGACAUCUCAUUCCCUCUCCCCUGCCUCCCAUCUCCCUAACGCCACAUGUUCCCUCAUCCCUGUGGUUCCCCUCCCUCUCCUCUCCUCCUCGCCUCCCCCUUCCCCGCCUCCUCCCUUCCUCCCUCCUCUCCUCCUCCUCUCCCCCCCUCCCCUGCCGACAGUCGGAGCAAGUCACAUCGCUGCAGCAGCGAGUGGAGCAGCUAUCAGCGGACGUGGCAGCGAGUGGGCGCACGGCAGUGCAGGCGAGUGGCGAGCUGGUGACGGCCGUGGCGGCGGUGGCGGCACUGAGGGACGACGCGGGCAUCAAGGCGGAGCGCAUCCGCGCGCUGGAGGAGGAGCUGCGCGCCGCCCUCGAGGCAGUGCAGGAGCUGCGGGGCGCGGUGCAGCACAAGGAGGCGGCCAUCGAGCUGGCGGCAGCAGAGGCAGCGGCGUGCCGGGCGGAGGUGCGGGCAGCGGAGGAGAGGGCGGCGGGCGUGGAACGCGAGAACCGCAUGCUGGUGGACCGAUGGACGCACCUCAAGCUGCACCAGGCUGACACACUCAAUGAGGCGAAUCAGCUGUACGAGGACCUGGUGGAGCGCACGCGUGCCUCCUCGCGCUCCCUGCAGCACCUCGCCGCCCAACAACCCCUCGGCAUCCUCCAGCUCGCCGAGCCCGGCGUCUCCCCACGCCUCGUCUCCACGCACGCCCCCUCACGCGCCCUGCGCUCGCACCGCUGCCACGACUCCGCCUGCUGCUCCCUCGCCAUGAGCGCUGCGGGCCACCGUGUGAUCACGGGAGGGGAGGACGGUGCAGUGAAGGUGUGGGAUGCGCACAGGAGCGCGCUGCUGGAUACGGCUAGAGGGUGCCUGGGGGCGGUUAUGGACCUGGCUGUGCUCGGGAGCGGCGGUGGGGGGGGAGGGGGAGGGGGAGGGGGAGCGGACGGCAGGAGGCGCAGCAGUGGUGUUGGUGGUGGUGGUGCAGAUUUGGCCCCGUCGGCCCACCACGGGUUUUCUGCGCUGCUGGCGGCGUCCUCGGACCACAAGCUGUACCUAUGGGAUGCUGCCACGUGGCAGCUGAGGCACACUCUGACAGGGCACACGGACAAGGUGGUAGCAGUGGACGUGGACGAACACAGAGGGGGAGGCGGCGCAGGCACAACUGGGGGUGGCGCAACCGGGGGAGGCGGCAUCUCGAGCAGCAGCAGCAGUGGCGGCGGCGGCGGCAUUAGCAGCAGUGCACGGGCCAUCAGUGCGGCGUACGAUCGCAGCAUGAAGCUAUGGGACCUGGAGCGCGGGUUCGCCACAGUCACCAUCCUCUGCCACAGCAACUGCAACGCGCUGCGCUUCGCCCCGGGGGGUCUCUCCGCGCUCUGCUCAGGCCAUGCCGACGGGCACCUGCGCAUGUGGGACGUGCGCUCGGGGAAGCUAGCCAACGAAGUGGCAGCUCACGCCGCAGCCAUCACCUCCCUCGCGCUCUCCUCCUCGUCUGUCUCCGCUCGUCACAGCGGCGGCGGCGCGUCCGCAGCGAGUAUCUACGACUUGGUGACGUGUGGGAGAGACAACAUUCUCCGCGUGUUUGACCUGCGCGCGCUGGCAGCGAAGCAGGUGCUGAGGGGUCCGCAUGCGUUCAGAGUGGCGUCCAACUGGAGCCGUGCGUGUGUGAGUCCCACGGACGAGUACGUGGCAGCUGGCAGCAUGGAUGGGUCGGUGGUCGUGUGGAGCAGACGCACUGCUGCUGUGGAGCGCCACCUGAGGCCCGCGCCGGCCUUGGCUUCAGGUGCCGGUUCAGGUGCUGGUUCAGGUGGCUCUGCUGGCUUGGCCUCGGGGGCUGCUGGUGCUGCUGCAGCGCCUAUCUUGACGAGUGUGUGGGGAAGCUGUGGGUUGCCUCUGGUCACUGGGGACAGGGCUGGUGUGGUCACCACGUGGGAGUGA
Molecule: messenger RNA, 4875 nt
Organism: Closterium sp. Naga37s-1
Lineage: Eukaryota; Viridiplantae; Streptophyta; Zygnematophyceae; Desmidiales; Closteriaceae
Source: the annotation of a GenBank genome assembly